Gossypium raimondii (Peruvian cotton) is the source of this 1852-nucleotide messenger RNA. RefSeq names its product beta-glucuronosyltransferase GlcAT14A. Gene Ontology annotation, molecular function: glucuronosyltransferase activity. Bases 342 to 1613 code for a protein of 423 amino acids. The record is from RefSeq and is a predicted model, not a curated record. Gene Ontology annotation, cellular component: membrane. Lineage: Eukaryota; Viridiplantae; Streptophyta; Magnoliopsida; Malvales; Malvaceae. The transcript is spliced from 5 exons.
GGGGUAGAAAGAGAGUUAAAAAGAAGCACAAAGAGAGAGAGAGAGACAUUCUUUCUUCUUUAAUUAACAUUUACUCAAAACUCUGUUGUUUCACACACCAAUUAAAACAAACCCCCCCCCAAAAAAACACCAUUUUUCCUUGGAAGACACAGUCUUUUGUUGUCUUACCUCCAUCAAAAGUCAGCUAUAUUCAAACGUAUAUUUUGGAAUUAUAUAUUGGAGGAAAAGGUGUUUGAUCCGAAGAUUGAUGGUAUUUGCGGUUUCGAUUUGUAUCUGAAUCAGUGAUGACCGAUAGCUUUGCUGUUAAGGUUAUUUGUUAGAUCCUAUGAUAAGGUCUGGCAAUGGUGUCUAUGUUGAACAUGGAGAAGAAAUGGGUGUUUCCCCUUGUUAUAACUUCUCUCAUAUGCACCAUCCUUGUUGUUACUUGCUUCAAUAUGGGGCUUGUUUCUUCGGUUCACAAAAUCAACUCGAUCUUCUCCAUUUUCCCUGCUCAUAUUUCGAUGAAUCAAAGGAAGCCGGGCUAUGCUGAAUCAAAGAUUGACACAGGUCCCUUGCCGCCACCUUCCGGUCCUGCAUUACCUCGUUUUGCAUACUUGGUUUCUGGAUCGAAAGGUGAUCUGGAAAAGCUUUGGAGAACUCUUCAUGCUCUGUAUCAUCCUCGAAAUCAAUAUGUUGUUCAUUUGGACCUCGAGGCACCUGCCGUGGAAAGAGUGACACUUGCUUCCAGAAUAGCCAACCAUACUGUUUUUUCGAAAGUCGGGAAUGUUUAUAUGAUCACCAAGGCUAAUAUGGUUACUUAUCGAGGGCCAACCAUGGUCGCCAAUACUCUCCAUGCUUGUGCCAUUCAUCUCAAUAGAAGUAAAAAUUGGGAUUGGUUUAUCAAUCUCAGUGCUUCAGAUUAUCCUCUCGUGACCCAAGAUGAUCUUAUUGAUGCAUUUUCGGAUUUAAACCGGAACCUUAAUUUUAUUGAACACACAAGUCAGCUUGGUUGGAAAGCGGAUAAAAGGGCUAUGCCUUUGAUUAUAGAUCCCGGACUCUACAUGUCAACCAAGUCCGAUAUAUUUUGGACCUCACAGAGAAGAGCAUUACCUACUGCAUUUAAAUUGUUUACUGGUUCAGCAUGGACAGUUUUGUCGCAUUCAUUUGUUGAGUUUUGUGUUUGGGGUUGGGAUAAUCUACCGAGAACUCUUCUCAUGUACUACACGAACUUUCUCUCCUCCCCUGAAGGUUACUUUCAGACUGUCGUAUGCAAUGUUCCAGAGUUUGCUAAGACUGUUGUCAAUCAUGAUUUGCAUUAUAUUUCAUGGGACACUCCCCCUAAACAGCAUCCGCACAUCCUUACCCUUAAUGACAUGGACAAGAUGAUUCGAAGUAAUGCUGCUUUUGCUAGGAAAUUCAGUCAAGAUGAUCCCGUGUUGGAUAAGAUUGAUAAGGACUUGCUUGGCCGGGAAAAGGGGAGCUUUACCCCUGGUGCUUGGUGUUCAGGCGAGCCAAAAUGUUUGAAAGUUGGAGACAUGAACAAGAUCAAGCCAGGUCCAGGAGCGCAAAGGGUUCGCCAACUCAUAGCUAAGUUAUCUACAAAAGCUAUUCUCGGUCGAGAUCAGUGUAAAUAGGUUUUGUUAUGGGGAUGUUCGAUCAAUGAGGCUGACACGGCUGAGAAAUUUGUAUCUAAUAGUUUUGUUGCAACCAGUAGGUAUUUGAACUCGUAGCAUGUUCAGGUUAAAAAAUGGCACUCAAUAAUUUGGUAAGACUUGAAUUCGAUGAAACAAAGGUUUUAUACUUCUAUAUCCUGGACUUGUUCUUCGAUAUUUUUCUUCCAGAGAGCAAUAAAGUUUCGAUAUAUUGUCGAUUA